AGUCUUUAUCUCUAAACCGUUGACCUUACAAAUGAGCAUGCUGCAUCAUUGUGAGAAUUGGUGUUUCUGGGCGGCGCAAAGUAGAGUAGAGCACAUCAGAGUGCAGGAUAUCUGAGCACAGCAGAGCACACAGAGGCAGGCACAUCCGCCGCUGGAGGGAUCAAAUCUGUACCAUCUGACGCUCAAGGAUUUAUGGGUUUAGUCAAAAUUGCUUUUCCCACUGUGGAGAUUAAGCACCGUAGGAUGUUUUCCACUCAGGCCGUAGAAUAGCCCCAGUGUAGCUGCUGCUGUUGCUGUUUUUCUCCCUCUUCUUUAUCGGCUCCGGCGCUUGAGAAAGGGAAUGUCUCAGGAAGGCAGAGUCCUCCAAGCCCUGCAGGGGAGUAGAUUCUGACUGACAGGAAGAGGGUCCGUCCUCUGGGGAAUGUGAACCAUGCAGGUGGAUGCUGUUCUUGUGCUGUUUUGUGUUUGGCUCGCGGGAGCAGCUGGGAAAAUGGCCCAGUCCAGGGGUCACAAGCUGGAGACCUACAAACAAAGCAGGUCACGAAGAGAGACUAGAAUGGAUGGAGGUGGAGGCCACAAAUCUGGAAGUCCCAUUUACAAACGAAGCCCAGACAUGACCAAGUCUCCCAUGACGAAAUCUGAGCAGCUCCUGAGAAUAGACGACCACGAUUUCACCAUGAGGCCGGCAUUUGGAGGUCCUCCUAUUCCUGUGGGAGUAGAUGUUCAGGUUGAAAGUCUGGACACUAUUUCUGAGGUGGACAUGGAUUUCACCAUGACUCUGUACUUGCGUCACUACUGGAAGGACGAGCGGCUGUCGUUUCCCAGCACCAACAACCAGAGCAUGACCUUCGACAGCCGCCUGGUGAAGAAGAUCUGGGUCCCGGACAUGUUCUUCGUCCACUCGAAGCGCUCGUUCAUUCACGACACCACUACCGACAAUGUCAUGCUGAGGGUUUAUCCUGACGGCAAUGUCCUCUACAGCCUCAGAGUCACUGUCACUGCCAUGUGUAAUAUGGACCUGAGCCGCUUCCCUCUGGACACCCAGACCUGUUCACUGGAGAUCGAAAGCUAUGCGUACACUGAUGAUGACCUGAUGCUGUACUGGAAAAAAGGCAAUGAGUCCCUGAACACUGACGACAGAAUAUCUCUGUCCCAGUUCCUCAUCCAGAAAUUUCACACCACCACCAAGCUGGCUUUUUACAGCAGCACAGGCUGGUACAAUCGUUUGUACAUCCACUUCACCCUGCGGCGCCACAUCUUCUUCUUCCUGCUGCAGACUUAUUUCCCUGCUACUCUGAUGGUCAUGCUGUCCUGGGUGUCCUUUUGGAUUGACCGUAGGGCCGUCCCUGCCAGGGUCCCUUUAGGCAUCACCACUGUGCUGACCAUGAGUACCAUCAUCACCGGGGUCAACGCCUCCAUGCCCAGGGUGUCCUACAUCAAAGCGGUAGACAUUUACCUCUGGGUCAGUUUUGUCUUUGUCUUCCUCUCGGUGAUAGAGUACGCGGCGGUCAACUACCUCUCCACUGUCCAGGAGAGGAAAGAGAGGAAGCUGAGGGAGAGACUGCCGUGCACAUGCGGCAUCGGCAACCCGGACGAGAUGAUGAUUGACCCCCAGAUCACAGGCUACGGGUCAAUGGACGUCAACACCACUGGGAAUUAUGGGAUGCCGGAGAACGGCGGGCGCCAGGAGCGAAUGCUGGCCCAGGUGGCGCUGAAUGACCCGCAGAUCGCCAGCCAGGUGAAGCCCUCCAGAGGCUACGUGAACAUUUGGAUAGACACGCACGCCAUAGACAAGUACUCGAGGGUCGUCUUUCCUGGAGCGUACAUCCUGUUUAAUAUCAUCUACUGGUCUAUCUACUCAUAA
Messenger RNA from Sphaeramia orbicularis (orbiculate cardinalfish), 1864 nucleotides. Its product is annotated as gamma-aminobutyric acid receptor subunit rho-1-like. NCBI's taxonomy places the organism in Eukaryota, Metazoa, Chordata, Actinopteri, Kurtiformes, Apogonidae. Gene Ontology annotation, biological process: monoatomic ion transmembrane transport. Gene Ontology annotation, cellular component: membrane. Gene Ontology annotation, molecular function: extracellular ligand-gated monoatomic ion channel activity; transmembrane signaling receptor activity. The transcript is spliced from 10 exons. The coding region runs from base 431 to 1864 and encodes 477 amino acids. The record is from RefSeq and is a predicted model, not a curated record.